Neurospora tetrasperma FGSC 2508 is the source of this 2403-nucleotide messenger RNA. RefSeq lists its product as uncharacterized. Lineage: Eukaryota; Fungi; Ascomycota; Sordariomycetes; Sordariales; Sordariaceae. The transcript has 2 exons. The record is from RefSeq and is a predicted model, not a curated record. The coding region runs from base 1 to 2403 and encodes 800 amino acids.
AUGUAUGCCCACGACAGCAAGGCCAUUCGUGGCAAUUUUAUUCCCGUAUCCAAGUCAAUGAAUGCUCGUGCCCCCACUCCCCCGCGGGAGCCGUCCGAGAACAUUCACCACUUCUUGCAGCUCAGCUUGACCGAGUCGCAAAUGGAGAAGUUAGCCAAAGUCUUAUCCGAGGAUGGCGACACAGAACGAGAAUCGCGCGGUCGUCAAGCUCCUCAGACUGAAGUUCAGCAGCCCGACGUCGUCGAUUCAGUCAAGCCCAAGCCCAAGGCCAAAGAGCACCAGACGCUAAAGCAACGAUUCAGAUCUCUCUCCCCCGCAAAGAGAAGAAAGCACCAGCAAGAGGUGGUUGCUACCCCUCCCAGACAGCGCUCGCCUUCGCCCGUCAGAAGAGGUACGGGACCGAAAACGUCUGAGCAACGCCGGCUUGGCUAUGGCUCCGACUCUUACCAGUCGCCUCAACCUGCUAGCAAGCAGAGACAGUUCCAUCAGCACCAGGUUUCGUGGGAUCGGCAGUACGAUUCUCCCAAGACUGUGAGCAGACAGAGACAGCAGCAAUGCAUGUCCCCUCAGUCCGCUAGCAGGCAGAGACAAGAGCAUCAGCAGGAACAACGUGCUGCCGAGGCAGCUGCCUUCCGCUUGGCUUCUCCCUCUCCUUCAAAGCGUCGUCAAGAUCGUGUCCCUCCUGUCCCCAUCGACACCGACAUUGCUCGUCUUCACGCCAAGGUCACGGCCCAUCGUGAACCCAUCGUCAUCCAUUACUCUCCUGAGCCCGAUGCGCGAGUGGCUUCCCAGACUGUUCAAAUUGUGGCCACAGACAAGUCCUCCGUCUACUCCCAGGAGAAUCAAGAGAAGGCUCCUGACCCCCGUUUCCGCUCCCAGAUAAGUCCCCUUCACGUUGUCAAGGAAAACAAGGAGAAUGAUAGCGGAUACUCCCAGACCCUCAGCAUCCUUCAAGAUUACGGUAACUGGAGCAACUGGGCCAACUCCGAGGAGCCUGUUCAGAGCAGCCAAGGCCCAGAAGUCACUCGCGCUCCCACCAAGUUAUCCAACCGCAGCGCUGACCGGCCUGGCACCGACGGAGCCACAGGCACAGAUGACUUCCACUACUCAGCCCUGACUCCUCUCUUCCCAAUCCACAAUAUCAACAACCCCAACCGCAACAUGCGCAUGGCCUCCAAGACCUUGAUCGGUGAAAACGGCUGGUUGGAGUCUACGUCUCGUCCCUCUGACGCCCAGCCCAACAAUCAGCUCAACACCGCCACCUCCAACGGCACAAACAAGAAACCAUCAACCGCCGUUCCCGCCCGCAAACCCGGCUUCCUCGACAACCUCGUCAAAAAGGCCAAAGACUUUGUCUCUGCUCCUCUGCCCGAGAACGCGAACAACCAACGCUCCUCCCACGACUCCAACAAGCCUCACUCCCCGCGCACCUUGCAAAUCAGUCUCACACCUCGCGAGCAAUCGCUGCUCUACUGCGAACUUGAAUUCCUCCUUUCCACCCUCCUAAACACUUACAUCACCACGCAGCUCUCCCUAGGUCUACUUGACCAUAACAAAGUCCGCCGCAUCUCAGACACAUGGCAAUCUAAAGGCCGCCCGCGCGUCGUCUCCUUCCGGUACGACCUCGAAACCCAACUCGAUCUUGUCCGCUUACACGUCAACGACUUCAAGUUCUACGGCCCCGCAGCGGCCAACACCACUACUAUCAUGGGUAUCGUAGACGGCGCCAAGACAGAUGCAAGAGCCAUGCGCAUCAGGACGUUUUGCCAACCGGACACGGUAGUGGCGAAGCAACUUGUUGGAGCGAGGGCGUUGUGCGGGCUGCUGGGCGCCGGAGACACGGAAGAGAGAAAGCUGGGGGAGUGUGUUGGCUUCUUCAGGGCGGUGGUUGAGAGAGAGGUGCAGAGGGGGAUGAUUGAGGUUGCUGCUGGUGGCAAUGGUGGCAACGGUGGUGGUGAGACAACGAUGGACGAACAACAGCAGCAGAGAGAGUCGGGGAAUACUACGACUUCGGGCGACGGGAUUUGGGUUGGUGGUGCGCCGCAGUAUCAGGGACCGCCGUCGCCGAUUCCGGAACAGAAUCUGAACCAAACUCAGACCCAGGCGCAGAUCCAGACUAGGAGCCAGAGCCCAGUGAGACGCGGUGGACAUUCGUUGGACGAGUCUAACAAGUGGCAUCAGCAUCAUCAUCAUCAAGAGCAGCAACGCCAACACAACACUGCCCCCGGCCACCCUGGUGCCAGCGGCGGUCACAACAACGCGCUCUCUAGCCCGGUUCGGUUCACCACUUUUGCUGCUGCUACGAGUGGUGGUCACUUGAAGGGAUCGGCGUCGCAGGGAAUCAUCAAGAUGGAUCCGAGUGCUUAUGAGGAUGACAUUCAUCCAGGCUCCAAGAUCUUUUGA